Messenger RNA from Dendronephthya gigantea, 1173 nucleotides. RefSeq names its product keratin-associated protein 5-1-like. Lineage: Eukaryota; Metazoa; Cnidaria; Anthozoa; Malacalcyonacea; Nephtheidae. The record is from RefSeq and is a predicted model, not a curated record. The transcript has a single exon. Bases 1 to 1095 code for a protein of 364 amino acids.
AUGACUUCCAAUCGAACGAUCGCUAAGCGCUUUGUGCUGUUCUACCUCGUUAUAUGGUGUUUAUAUCAACUUGAUGGAAAUUCACUUUCUGCGCAAGCUUCAAGAUGUGAUCCACUCAAUUGUCCCAAAAGCGCCAACUGUACAAUUACAGAGAGAUGCGAUCCUACGUGCGAUGAAGGUUACACGACCUGCGUCCAACUAUGUAGGAACGAAGGGUGUUCGAUGACAUGCCACGCUGGGUUGGAGAAAUGCCGGCAACUCAGUUAUAAUGGAGAAUUAUCCUGCGAAGCAAGCAACGAGUGUGUUCAGGAAUGCAGAGACGGAGCAUGCUCAUCAUCUUGCAACAAUACUGAGGAGUGUGAUCAGGGAUGCAACUACGCAGCAAGUUGCAUCGCAAAAUGUAAUGUUGGGGUAAAAAACUGCUCGCAAUGGUGCAGGAAUAGUAAAACCUGCCAACAAACCUGUAAUGCCAGGGAGAAGUGUCAACAAAUAUGCCAUAGAGGAUAUGGAGAUUGCUCAUUGUUUUGUAAUACGGAAGUCUGCACGCAAGAAUGUUACAAAGAAGACAGCCAAGCGACGUGUAACUCUAGAAGCGGAGCCAACGAGACGUGCAAACAGACAUGCUAUGGAGGAAACUGUUCAUUAUCUUGCAACUCGAGCGACUGUCAACAAGAAUGUUACAAGGGAGGCUGUAACCUGACAUGCAAUUCUAAGAGAUGUAAUCAAUCUUGUGAUCACGGAGGUUGUGUUGCAACAUGUGGCCCGGAGGUCGAGGAAUGCACGCAAGAAUGUAACGAAACAAAGUGCGUUUUACACUGCAAUGCAAAAAAGUGUUUGAGAAAAGGCAGCCAAUGGGUCCAGGAUCUUAAUCCAACUACAAUCAUCAAUCCGAACACUAAUCAGGAACUUAAUCCAACUACAAUCAUCAAUCCGAACUCUAAUCAGGAACUUAAUCCCACUACAACCAUCAGUCCGAACACUAAUCAAUCAGUAACUGCAACAAGCACUACCAAAAAUGGUUCGAAAAGUGAAGCCAGUUGUUUUGGUAAGCAAUACGGCACCCUUCUGUUUCCUUUUCUUGUUGUCUUCCAAUAAGUAUAACGUAUUUAAAGUGUUUAAAGUGAAAAAUUAGGAAAUGAAUAGGUCGCUGAUGUUUAUCAGUGUAUAUGCAUG